AAAUAUAUGUGCAAUGAGUUGGUUUGAUUCCAGCUUCUCCUUGGCUAAGAACGCCUUUAGCCAGGCUCAAAAGUCCAUAGACAAAGUACUAGACAUCAAAGAACAUAAAGCAGGGCAAGAGAGUCUUGAAGAACCUCAUGCACUCCCAAGUUCUGUGGAAACGGCGAAUGCUAAGAGUUCGAAAUCACCAUUUGAGACUAAAUCUUUUUCGAACCCUCACACACCCCAUCGCACUGAUACACAAAACUCCACCCCACCCCCCACACACACUACAUUUGAUUCAACUUGGGGCCAGAGUGACUCCGUGUGGGGAACUCCCUUCACCUCACCACCCUCUAAGGGUUCAGGGUCCAAAGACUCGAGUUCAAAGGUCACCCUACCGGCAAGCAGUCAGGGGUCAUCAACGGUCAAGAUCACACCCACUGGUCAUCGGACAAAGCCGAGACGAUCCAAGAGCCAUGCUACCUCCACACCCAUUGGGACAGGGGGUGGGGUGGGAGGGGGCGACGUUCAAGGUUUAACCCCUGUGAAACCCAUCGAUGAGGGGUUAUCGCCAACCACUGACAAGUCUACAGACUCUAAUAUUAUGAUCGCAUCAGACGACGGUAAUGAAAAGAACGAACAUUUAAUAGAUCCCAGUGAUAAAAACACAGAGCUAAUUGCACCAUCCACUACACCUAAAGAGGCUUCAACAGACUCACGACAAAACGAUAGUUCAUUGGAUGGAGAUACACAAUUGGACAUUUCUAAGCGUACAGUUACAGCGCUGCCCCUCCAUGACUCACAGCCGUCUGCCCAAUCAAAUUCUAUUGGUGGUGGUUCGGGAGAAGUGAAAGUUGCCGACAAAGAAAAUAAAGAAGAACCUACUGCCUCUGUAAAUGAGAACUUACCUAGUACGUGUAUGGAUGCAUCUGUACCGAUGGUAAAAGACGCAAUUAUUGAUAAAUCUGUUUCAAAAGACACUAAUAAAGUUGAAGCUGAUACUUCUGACCCAGUGACUGGUAAUGGUGGACUGCAUGAUGUCCAACUAUCUGUACCUAAAGAAGUGGCUGACCCACUCCAGAGCCAUGACAUCAUUGACACAGUUUCUGAAGGAGAUGCUACAGCAGGUACCCUCACUGGUGACUCUAAUGAAGGCUUGCAAACACUGACAAAAGAGUCUGCCCGUCUGUCCGAGUUGCUUGAGGCUAGAGAGAGCAAGAUGAUGGACAUGAGUCGACAGCUAGUAGCCCUCACAGAGGAGAACCAAACCCUCCAGUCACAACUAGCCGAGGCACGGGAGGCGGGGCUAACAGACAUUGACGAAUUGAGGGCAGAGUUCACUCAGAGAAUUGGCACAUCAGACAAGAAACUGCAAGCUGUCAGUAAGGAGAGGGACAGUCUCCGUAAGCAGCUGCAAGCCAUUCAGAAUGAGCAGUCUCAACAGAAGAAGUCACAGUCAGACUCUCUCACUACACUGCUUCAAGAGAAGGAGGAACAGAUAGCCCAGCUUAUGGAGGAAGGAGAGAAGCUAUCUAAGCAAGAGCUGCAGAGCAACAGUACCAUCAAGAAGCUGAGGCAAAAAGAGAGGCAAAACGAUCAGCUGCUCUCAUCACAGAAGCAGCAUAUAGAGGACCUGGAGAGCAAGGCGGUCAAUCUCAAGGAACAGUGUAAGAAGAGGGAUGAGAACGAACGCAAGUACCAAGAAUCUCUUGGCCAGUUGAAUGUAAUAGCGGAGCAGCAAGCUAAAGAGCUGACUGCACUCAAGACUGAGAGGGAUGCUCUGACUGACAAAGUGAGGAGCUUGCAAACCAACCUGGACAAUGCUUACAAGGAGUUGUCAGAUCUACAGAAAGAGAAUGCAGUCAGCCAGACAGCUGCACAGGAGGCGGCCAUUUCAGCCCAGUCCUCCGCCAGAGAUGAGGUGAUGGGACUGUUAGAGACACAGAAGGCAGAGACACAAAGAGAGAAGGAUGGCCUACUGUUGCAGCUGGAUGAACUGCGCAUGUCCAUGACUCGAGCAGAGCAGCUGUCAGCUAGAAAAGAGGACCACCUGAGGCAAGAAAUAUCCGAUCUACAAGAGAGGCUACAAGAAGCCGAAACAAGGAAUCAAGAACUUACUUCCACCAUUUCACAAGCUACCAAGCCGCUGCUGAGACAGAUCGAAAAUAUUCAAGCAGUUCAUUCCAAUCAAUCGGCUAACUGGGAGAGAGUGGAGAAUAAUCUAACACAAAGAUUAGUGGCACUUCAAGCUCAAUUGAGCCAGUCUUCUGAGAAAGAAAGGGCUGCAGUGGAGAAAGAAAUGACACUGCAGUCCAGAGUGACCAUCCUAGAGACACAAGCCAGCAGUCUGAGACAGGAGAAGUCCCAGCUUCUUGCUUCCGAAGAACUGGUGAAAGCUAAACUACAAACAAUAGAGGAAGAACAACAUAGAGAGUCUGCUAAAAUGGAGGGUUUAAGAGCUUCUUUCCAGCAAACAAUGGAAGAUCUCAGGAAAGAAAAGGAGAUGCUCGAAAGACAGCUGGAGUACGAGAGAGUGAGGCUGGAGGCAGAGAGCAAGAAGGCAAGGCUAGAGGCCCAAGAAAAGGAGCGGUUAAGGUCACAGCUGACCAACUUUUCCUCUCUGAAUCGGCCCCCUACAGUUGCUAGGCAGUCCAGUAGUGGGAGUGUACACAGUCAGUCUGAACUCCUGGAACACUCUCUCCGUCACAUCAGCGAAUCCAGCAUUGGCACCGGUGUAGAGAUGACGGAUUACCAUAGCAACUCGCUGAAGGGUGGCUCAGCCCCUGUCAUAGAACACCUCCAGUCCUUACUUAAGCAGAAAGAAGGGGAGCUAUCCACUGCACAGACGCUGGUGGGAACACUGGAGCGAUCGCGAUCAGCACUGGCAGAAGACCUCUCCUCCCUCUCGGCAGAGAACGAUACCCUCAAGACACAGGUGGAGCUGAUAGUACCCCUCAGGGAUAACUUGCAGAUUGUUGAACAGAAGCACGAAGCUAUGUUGCAAAUGUACGGUGAGAAGGCAGAGGAAGCCGAAGAGUUAAAACUGGACAUUCUUGAUGUGAAGGCAAUGUACAGACAACAGAUCGAUGAAUUACUCAGUGGAAAGAGAUAACUGAACUUACAAUUUAAGAACUUCAUUCUAAUGCAUGUAUGUGAUACAUGUGUACAACAAAUUUAGUAAAAUUGACUGCCAGUGUCAGGUUUGUUUGAAGUUGGGUGCAUGGUUAUCAUUCUCUGAA
Messenger RNA from Halichondria panicea, 3221 nucleotides. RefSeq names its product TATA element modulatory factor-like. NCBI's taxonomy places the organism in Eukaryota, Metazoa, Porifera, Demospongiae, Suberitida, Halichondriidae. The transcript has 21 exons. The record is from RefSeq and is a predicted model, not a curated record. Gene Ontology annotation, cellular component: Golgi apparatus; endoplasmic reticulum. The coding region runs from base 14 to 3094 and encodes 1026 amino acids.